Messenger RNA from Medioppia subpectinata, 2655 nucleotides. The record is from the annotation of a GenBank genome assembly. NCBI's taxonomy places the organism in Eukaryota, Metazoa, Arthropoda, Arachnida, Sarcoptiformes, Oppiidae.
UUGGACACAAAACUCGUGGUGAAUAAGAUCAACGCCAAAUGGGAUCAUGACACACCACACAAUACUCUUCGGGAUAUAUCGGUAUCACUAAAAUCUGGUGAUUUGUUGGCAGUCAUAGGGCCAGUCGGGUCGGGAAAGAGCUCGUUUCUAAUGGCACUGCUUAAUGAGCUACCGGUGCUUAGCGGCGAUAUGCUCAUAUCGGGCACAGUUGCCUACGCGGCUCAGGAGCCCUGGAAUUUUAACGAUAGUGUCCGAAAUAACAUAUUAUUUGGCCGGGAAUAUGACGAGGACAGGUACAAACAAGUGGUAGAGGUGUGCGCACUGGAGAGGGACCUACAAAUAAUGCCUUAUGGUGAUAAGACACUGGUUGGUGAAAAGGGGCUGUCACUGUCUGGUGGGCAGAAGGCCAGGAUUAAUUUAGCUAGAGCUCUGUAUCGAAACACCGACAUUGUAUUAAUGGACGAUCCGUUAAGCGCUGUGGACGCCUCAGUGGCCGAGCAUAUAUUUGAUAGAUGUAUCGUCGACUACCUAUCGGCCAAAAUCCGUAUUUUGGUCACACACCAGAUCCAGUUCGUACGUAAGGCGAGUCACAUACUGGUGCUGGACGAGGGCCGGUGCGCCGGUUACGGCACGUUCGAGCAGUUGCAGGCCCAGGGGCUCGACGUUAUGGCACUGCUCAGCGAACAGGAGAGACAGGCGGCCGAAGAGCAGCGGCAACAACUCCAGCGGACGGUAUCCAUGACCAGCAGUCAUAGCGGCGGUAAAGGCGACCACUCGUUACGGUCCCGGAACUCGUCCCGUACGGCGUCGAUGGCGCUCUCCGAACGGUUUGACGACAUUAACCCUGAGACGAUAGAUGCCGACGAGAACAGCGAUGGCGACCCCCAUAUCCAGGAGGAACAGCGAGAGGUGGGCGCAAUCGGUGGCAGUGUUUACUGGGAGUACGUCAAAGCCGGCGCCGGACCCGUACUGUUCAUAUUGAUGGUGAUAUCGGCCCUCUUAUCUCAGGCCAUAUUUCACGGCUCCGACAUUUUUCUAACUCAAUGGACAUUAAACAAUGUAUAUUUAACCACCCAUAGGACUGAUAAACAGAAAAGUGCGACAGAUCUAAGCGACGACGAGCAGCACCGGGAUGUGUACAUAUACGCCGGCCUUAUCGGUGCCCUAUUUGUUACAACACUCAUACGCACGACCACGUGGUUUGCGAUGUGUAUGCGAGCCUCUAUUAAUCUACAUAAUAAAAUUUUUGUUCGACUAUUACGGGCACCGAUUGCCGUGUUUGACGCAAACCCUGUUGGUCGAAUAUUAAACCGAUUUACGAAAGAUAUGGGUAUUGUUGACGAGCAGUUACCAGCUACUGGGUUUGAUCUAAACAUGAAUUUUCUGCAAUUACUGGGCGUAAUGGUGGUUGUGGCCAUGGUCAAUCCAUACUUAACUAUACCUGCAAUAGGGCUAAUCAUAUUUACCUUUAUUGUACGCAAUAUAUACAUUAAAACGGCCAGGGACAUUAAACGAUAUGAGGGACUAACUCGGAGCCCAGUGUACUCGCACGUAAGCACAACACUAAACGGGUUGGCCAGUGUGCGCGCCUACGGGGCGCAGGAAGUGUUUGAGCGUCAAUUUUACGUGUACCAAGAUGAUCACUCAGCCACCUGGUUCCUAUUCGUGUGCUCAUCACGCGCUUUAGGCCUAAUCACUGAUUGGCUGUGCAUCGCGUAUAUCGUGUCCAUAUCAGUGGUGAUAAUGGCAUUCCCUAAUGCCAUCACUGGUGGUCAGGUGGGUCUGGCAUUUUCAUCAGUAAUUACUACAAAAAACAUUAUUUGCACUAACAAACCCAUAUUUACCAUAGUGUUAAUGCUGGUCAACACCACUCAAUGGGGAGUCCGACAGUCAACUGAGUUUGAGAGCCAAAUGACUUCAGUCGAGCGGAUUGUCGAGUACUCAAAACUACCGCAAGAGGCGGUCGAAACUGCCCCUAUGGCCAGCCCUAUUGGCACCGGUGGCUGUUGGCCGCCGUCCGAGUGGCCACAGGCCGGACAAAUAGUCAUGCAAAACAUGUCCCUAUACUACGAGGGCUCGGAUAAACCGGUGCUGCGAAACCUGUGCUGCGCUAUCGGCGCCGGUGAAAAGGUGGGCAUUGUUGGCCGCACGGGCGCCGGCAAGUCGUCCAUCAUAGCGGCCCUCUUCCGAUUGGCCGAACCCCAGGGACAGGUACUCGUCGAUGGGGUCGACACCAAGAGUGUUGGCCUCCGUGAGCUCAGGCGCCGCAUAUCGAUCAUACCGCAGGAGCCGGUAGUGUUCACCGGCACUGUCAGGCAUAAUCUCGACCCGUUUGGCGAGUUUGCCGACCCGGAUAUAUGGGCCGCGUUGAACGAGGUCCAGUUGGGCCAUACGGUUCGUGAGCUGCCCGGCCAAUUGGACGGCGCUCUCAGCGAAGGCGGCGGCAAUUUGAGUGUUGGUCAGCGCCAGUUGGUGUGUUUGGCGCGGGCUAUACUCAGAGACAAUAGGGUACUGGUGUUGGACGAGGCGACAGCCAAUGUGGACAUACAGACCGACGCACUCAUUCAGACUACGAUUAGGCGUCGGUUCGCCGAUUGCACUGUACUUACGAUCGCUCACAGACUCAACACAAUCAUCGAUUGCGAUCGAGUUUUG